AUGAAAGAAGUGGUAUUUAAUACAAAAACGGGUCAAAUGAUUGCUAAUAGUGAGAAAGAAUGUCUAUCCCACUUGGAAGACAUAUCUAAUAAUGGAAAUAUGAGUUAUUUGUUAUAUAUUUAUGAGAAUAGAUCAACAAGGAAAGAUGAAUAUUUUGCUAAAGAAUUAGGCAAAACGAUUCAAAAACAAUGUUGUACUAUCUUUUGCAAUGGUCGAAAUCAGAAUCAAGCAUUCGAACUGCUCGAUGUUAUUCGUGAUAUAAUACUCAGUGAUGCGCACGAGUAUGAAGCGAUAUUGGAUACGCAUAAUCUACGUGAAUGUAAAAAAUUUAAUUUUGAUAAUUCAUCAUACGUGCCAAAACUAGGUUCUUUAGUUACAUCAGAUGAAUUCCAAGAUCUCGUACAAGGAAUUUAUUUGUGUGCACCAGGUGGUUACGUUGCACGAGAAAUUCCUAUCGACGAUGCUGCAAGCGAUCUGAAAGAUUCGAAUAUCCCAACAGAUUAUCUACCAGAAUAUUACCAUGCACGAAUUGUUAAAUGUUAA
Didymodactylos carnosus is the source of this 543-nucleotide messenger RNA. The record is from the annotation of a GenBank genome assembly. Lineage: Eukaryota; Metazoa; Rotifera; Eurotatoria; Philodinida; Philodinidae.